Messenger RNA from Calliphora vicina (urban bluebottle blowfly), 869 nucleotides. Its product is annotated as very long chain fatty acid elongase 4-like. Gene Ontology annotation, biological process: very long-chain fatty acid biosynthetic process; fatty acid elongation, monounsaturated fatty acid; sphingolipid biosynthetic process. The transcript has 5 exons. The record is from RefSeq and is a predicted model, not a curated record. Lineage: Eukaryota; Metazoa; Arthropoda; Insecta; Diptera; Calliphoridae. Gene Ontology annotation, cellular component: endoplasmic reticulum membrane. Gene Ontology annotation, molecular function: fatty acid elongase activity. The coding region runs from base 1 to 852 and encodes 283 amino acids.
AUGUCUUUGACAUCAGCUUUAACAGUGAUAGAGCCUAAUUUGACAACUACUUUAAAAAUAUGGCCGUUUGUAUAUGAACAUUUAGCAGAUCCUCGCACCCAGGACUGGCUGUUGGUGUCCUCAUUUAAACCCAUAUUAGCCUGGAUAUCUUUGUAUCUUCUAAUGGCAUUUUAUUUGCCCAACUUUGUAAAAAGUUACAAACCCCUUAAACUACAACCUGUUCUUAUUGUCUACAAUUUAACAAUGGCUUUUAUAAAUUUUCACAUUUUCAAAGAACUAAUCAUAAAUGCUCGACAUUUAAACUACAAUUACUGGUGUCAACCCUGUCGCGUUCUCUAUUCAAAACAUGAAAUUAAAUUGGCCUCUGCUGUUUGGUGGUUCUUUUUCUCAAAACUUUUGGAAUUUUCCGAUACUUUAUUUUUCAUUUUGAGACACAAAUGGGAUCAAUUAACGCUCCUGCAUAUUUAUCAUCACAGUACGAUGUUUCCAUUGUGGUGGAUUGCUAUUAAAUGGGUGCCAACGGGAUCAUCAUUUUUCCCCGCUUUAAUAAACUCCCUUAUCCAUGUCAUUAUGUACACUUAUUAUGGUUUAAGUGCUGGUGGGCCGGUCAUACAAAAAUAUUUAUGGUGGAAAAAAUAUCUAACCGGCAUUCAGUUGCUACAAUUUACCACCGGCUUGCUGUGGGCUUUGCAGGCCAUUGCCACUCAAUGUGAUUUUCCAUUAUGGAUCAACUGUGCAACCAUUAUCUAUAUGAUUACAUUUUUAAUACUUUUCGGACGUUUUUAUAGACAAAAAUACACCACUAGUAAAACGUCAUCAUUGAGGCUCAAAAAAUCCACAAAAUCAAUGUAAUAAUUAAGUUAUAGAAA